Messenger RNA from Parnassius mnemosyne (clouded apollo), 729 nucleotides. NCBI's taxonomy places the organism in Eukaryota, Metazoa, Arthropoda, Insecta, Lepidoptera, Papilionidae. The record is from the annotation of a GenBank genome assembly.
AUGCCAACUGUGCCCAUCCCGCUUAUAGCCCGGAAUGCCCGGAGUGGCGUAAAUGGGACCGGAUUGCCCGAGCAACUAUUUCAUACUGCUAAAGGCACUGAAGUCUUCUCACAAAAGCAUUCAAGGGCUAUAAAAAUUGCACAAGUCAACCUUGGCAGAAGAUACGCAGCGUUACAGGAAUGCCUAAAAACGGCGGAAUCGCAAGGAAUAGCAAUAAUCCUAGUACAGGAACCUUACGUAGGUGCUAAGGCACAUGUUACUUGUAGGCACAGAGUUAUCCAAAAGCAAACUAAUGACACUCAAAAACCCGUCAAAUCGGCGGUCAUUGUCGUUGAUUCGUCCGUACAGUACACUGUAAAUCCUGAUAUUAUUACAGAAAAUAUUGAUGCAUGUAAAUUUAAAAUAUGUAACCACUAUGUUGCGAUUAUUAACAUAUACAUGGAAGAGGCUCAAGACGUCGAACAAGACCUAAGAAUAAUUUCCAACUACAGAAACAUUCUAGACUCUGAAAAUAUAAUCAUUGGAGGAGACCUUAACGCAAAGAGUCCCUGGUGGGGUUGCGAUGUGGAGGACAGACGGGGAACAGCUAUAUCGGAAUCAUUUGCACAGCUGGAACUACAUAUAUUGAACACAGGGAAAACACCAACCUUCUGGGCACAUAGAGGAAAUAGAGAUUAUACCAGCAUCGUCGAUGUUACUGCAUGUUCAAAUGGUCUACUAAAUAAAUAA